GCAGUGGGAAGAAGAUGAACGGGUCUCUAGACCAUCCCGACCAACCAGAUGUUGACGCUAUAAAGAUGUUUGUGGGACAGAUUCCACGGUCCUGGUCUGAGGAGCAACUUCGAGAACUGUUUGAACCUUAUGGAGCAGUUUAUGAGAUUAAUAUCCUCCGAGACCGAAGCCAAAGUCCACCACAGAGCAAAGGAUGCUGUUUUGUAACAUAUUAUAAUCGCAAAUCAGCCUUAGAAGCACAGAAUGCUCUUCACAACAUGAAGAUCCUUCCUGGGAUGCAUCAUCCGAUCCAGAUGAAGCCGGCUGACAGUGAGAAAAACAAUGCCGUGGAGGACAGAAAGCUGUUUAUUGGGAUGAUCUCAAAGAAAUGCAACGAGAACGACAUCCGGUUGAUGUUCUCACCGUAUGGACAGAUCGAGGAAUGCCGGAUACUUCGAGGUCCUGAUGGACUCAGCCGAGGAUGUGCGUUUGUAACGUUCACAGCUCGACAAAUGGCCCAGUCAGCCAUCAAGUCCAUGCAUCAGUCCCAGACUAUGGAGGGCUGUUCAUCGCCCAUUGUGGUGAAGUUUGCAGACACUCAGAAAGACAAAGAGCAGAAACGUCUGGCUCAGCAGCUGCAGCAGCAGAUGCAGCAGCUCAGCGCUGCCUCCAUGUGGGGGAAUUUGACUGGCUUCAACAGUCUGGGUCCACAGUACCUGGCACUUUACUUACAGCUGCUGCAGCAGUCAGCUGCAGGGAAUGCACUAAAUAAUCUGCACCCAGUUUCAGGUCUUAAUACCAUGCAGAACCUGGCUGCUUUAGCAGCAGCAGCAACAGCUACACAGGGCCCACCAACAGGGUCCAGCACCAUGACGACUUCUAGUAGCCCACUAAGUGCACUAACAAGCUCAGCAGGUUCUCCCCCCACCUCGAACAGCAACUCUUCAAUGAACCCCAUGGCUCCUCUGGGGGCCCUUCAAUCUCUGGCUGCUUCCGCUGGAGCUGGGAUCAACAUGGGCUCUUUGGCAGGCAUGGCAGCACUUAACGGUAGUCUAGCUUCUGGAGGGCUGUCUAAUGGUUCAGGUAACACCAUGGAGGCACUGAGCCAGGCUUACUCAGGGAUCCAGCAGUACGCCGCUGCUGCCCUCCCCAACCUGUACAACCAGAGCCUGCUGUCCCAGCAAAAUGUCUCAGCUGCAGGCAGCCAAAAGGAGGGUCCAGAGGGUGCAAACCUGUUCAUUUACCACCUGCCGCAGGAGUUUGGAGACCAGGACCUGCUGCAGAUGUUUUUGCCUUUUGGAAAUGUGAUCUCUGCCAAAGUUUUCAUAGACAAACAGACAAACCUCAGCAAGUGUUUUGGCUUUGUUAGCUACGACAACCCGGUGUCAUCACAGGCAGCCAUCCAGUCCAUGAACGGUUUCCAGAUCGGCAUGAAAAGGCUGAAGGUGCAGCUGAAGCGCUCGAAGAAUGAUAGCAAGCCCUACUGAAGGUGCUCAGGCACCACUGACUUAGUUAGGUAGGAUGAUCUUAUGGUAAUUGGAGUAAGAACAACCAGCUAAGACUCGUACUUUUAGAAAACUGUUCUGUCCAUUACAGGCUCUCCUGCUGAUCAUUUACCCUUGUGGCUGCCUAAAAUUUUGUACCCUCUGGUGACCUUCGUCCACGCACAAAAUCUAUUUUAAAAUCACCAAUCAUCUACAUUUUCCCUGCUUUAUAUAUAUAUAUAUAUAUAUAUAUGUAAAUCAUUUCAAGAACUAUCAACCUGCUCAAAACUACCAAACUUUACAUUUUGGGGGUGGGAUUUGAACCCUUUAAAUGGCAGUUUGAAUUUAAAUUACUGCCUUAUUCAUUACAAAAAACCAAAAACUAAUUAUUUCCCAUAUAAUAAAAAUUAGAGGAUUGAUGUCAGAUGGCAAUGAUUAGCAACUAACUUCAUUUAAUUGCAU
Molecule: messenger RNA, 1925 nt
Organism: Melanotaenia boesemani (Boeseman's rainbowfish)
Lineage: Eukaryota; Metazoa; Chordata; Actinopteri; Atheriniformes; Melanotaeniidae
Gene: celf1
Product: cugbp, Elav-like family member 1
Exons: 12
Coding region: 15-1466 (483 amino acids)
Biological process (GO): mRNA splice site recognition; regulation of alternative mRNA splicing, via spliceosome
Cellular component (GO): cytoplasm; nucleus; ribonucleoprotein complex
Molecular function (GO): mRNA 3'-UTR binding
Source: RefSeq, a predicted model, not a curated record